Caenorhabditis briggsae is the source of this 1800-nucleotide messenger RNA. RefSeq names its product Protein CBR-NDC-80 (gene Cbr-ndc-80). The transcript has 3 exons. Bases 1 to 1800 code for a protein of 599 amino acids. Gene Ontology annotation, biological process: attachment of mitotic spindle microtubules to kinetochore. Gene Ontology annotation, cellular component: Ndc80 complex. The record is from RefSeq and is a predicted model, not a curated record. NCBI's taxonomy places the organism in Eukaryota, Metazoa, Nematoda, Chromadorea, Rhabditida, Rhabditidae.
AUGUUUGGCGGUGAACGGCGUAAAACGGGUGGUAUGAAUUUGAACGGCCGGCAAUCGCUCGCCAUCACGCCAACCAAACGAUUCACAGAUCAUGGCUUAUCGUCCGUCAGAAAAACGGAUGCCCGUCCAAGCAUGUCACUCCACGGCCAGAGUCGCCCGUCUCUGUUCCAAAAAGGAUCUACAAUUCCACCAAGAGAUGUGAGAUCCCUUCAAGCUGCAAAUGUUCAAAAAAUCUACAACUUUUUCGUGGAGACCGAUGGAGCUGAAGCACCGUCAGAGCGCAGCAUCCGGGCUCCAGGCAGCAGGAGAGAGUUCAUCGUUCUUUUCGAGUCAAUGUAUCAACAUCUCAGCAAGGAUUAUGAGUAUCCAGAGCCAGCGAGACUUGAGGAUGAAGUCACUCAGAUUUUCAAGGGACUUGGAUAUCCAUAUCCACUCAAGAAUAGCUACUAUCAGCCGAUGGGCGCCAGUCACGGAUGGCCACACUUGUUAGAUGCUCUCUCGUGGCUUGUCGACGUUAUUAAAAUGAACACGACGGUUGCAGCGAAUACUCAAGGAAUCCUUUUCGGUGACUUCCUGGAACAGAGUAAAGUCCAAGAAAAGGUACUCAACUACUCUUGGUUCGCUUCUAUCUAUAAGGAUUAUACAAAUGAUAGAAAGGGUACAGAAGACAAGGAUUCCCAGUUCUGGAAAGACGCCAAGAAUAAGCUUCGACAGCAUUUCGAGAAUUCGAAUGAAUACGAGGAUGUGGCGAGUAAUGCGAAAAACGUUCUUCAACAACUUCUUUUCGAUUGCGAUGAAAUCGAAUCGGAGAGAGGACAAGAGCAGACGUAUGUGGAGGAUAUCGCCAGAAUGAGAGAUGAUAUUCGCAAAGCUGCCGAGUAUUUGGACUCAGUUGAACGUGUCAAGGAGCACAAGGAUGCUGAGAUGGUUAAAGUGAAAGGGGAGCUGGAGUCCAAAGUGUUGGAGAAAGAGAAGCUGUUGCGUAUGGUGAACGAGUUGAAGGAUCGGAUUGAGCAACAGAAGAUGAUCCAUGGAUGCAGUGGAAAAGAAGUCCGUCAGAUGAAUCUGGAGAAUAGCAAGGAUAAGGAGAUGGUGGCGGAGUUGCAAGCGGAGUUAGAUGAAGUGUCCAAAGAAAUGUGGCGGAUGAAAAAUGACGAUAGUUUCAAGGAGCAAAAAGCGAAAUUCCUGCAAAUCAUUGAGAACAUCACCAAGCUCCUCUCCGGCCUAAACGUUCAGCUGAAUCUCGAUCCUAUGCCAGUGCCAGCCGAUGAGAAGCAGCUCAAAGUGUGUUGGGAGACUCUUAAUACCGUCUGGGUGACAGAAAUCAGCCGUCAGAUGCACCAAAGAAAACUAGAUUUGGAUACGGAGAAAUCAAGAUCUGCCGACAAGUUUGCCGCUGCGCAAGAACGAAUCCAAAUCGAGAACGAAAUGUUGUGCGAGGCAAAGAAAAAAGAGGGGCGCGACGAGAGAACGCGCCGUGCCGAACGAGACGAAUGGAAGGCGGCUCGUCAGCAGCAGGAGAAACGAUACGAUGAGCUGGAAAACGAGAAGGAGGUGUUAAUGAAGAAACUUCAUUUGGAUGGCAGUCUGGAGCAAGAAAUCAAGGAGGAGAAGGAUAAAAUGGCGAAGAUUGAGAAGGAAGCGGAGGAGAAAACCCAAUACUUGCGCUCUGCAAUUCGCCAGAAAGUGGAAGCAGUUGAAAUGGAAAUUGCUGAAAUUGGGCAAGAGAAAACUAUGUUCCAUGCGGAAUGUGUCGCUGUCGAGAAGCUGGUUCAAGAAACAUGUGGCUCUACUUAUUAA